Apis laboriosa (Himalayan honeybee) is the source of this 2136-nucleotide messenger RNA. Its product is annotated as neuropeptides capa receptor-like. The record is from RefSeq and is a predicted model, not a curated record. Bases 597 to 2063 code for a protein of 488 amino acids. NCBI's taxonomy places the organism in Eukaryota, Metazoa, Arthropoda, Insecta, Hymenoptera, Apidae. The transcript is spliced from 7 exons. Gene Ontology annotation, cellular component: plasma membrane. Gene Ontology annotation, biological process: neuropeptide signaling pathway. Gene Ontology annotation, molecular function: neuromedin U receptor activity.
UUUUACCUAAUUAAAUAUACGAAAUAGUGCAUUUCGAGAUAGUUUGGAAUGUAAUAAUUGAAUGUGGAAAAAAUUUUAAAUCGAAUAGAAUAUUUUAAUGAAAUAUUAUAGUGAUUUUCUUAUCACAAAAUCAAGAGAUUAUUACGAUGAAAGGUGUCCGAUCAUUAAGAAUGUGCGUUCACUCACACAGUACAGUAGUCUGUUUCUGAUAGUGAUGAUUGGCUGAUUUAGCUUCAAUUUGUCUUCUCCUUUAUUUGGAUUAUUUAUUUUGAUUUUUUUCUUGUGUUAAUGAGAUUGAUUUAUGUGCUGAAAGACAUACCGCUUAUUUAUCACCGUACACAUUGUUUCUAAAUUCUUUUUGCUUUCUUAUAAUUCUACAUUUAUAUGUUUUUAUAAAAUAAUAAAUAAAAUACAUUAUUGAAAUAUAUUAUAUUACAUAAAAAUCGUGGAAUUUUGUGCAAGUGUUUUAUCUAUUAUAAUAUUAUAUAAUUCGAUAACUUGAAAAUUUUUCUAUUGUUUAAUUAUAUAUGUGUAUUUUUAUUCGUGAGAAAAUCCAAAUAUUAUAGAACAGUAUAUCGGUAUCUGAAAGAAUAAAAAUGAAAGUAUACGGUGGAACAUUAACAAGAAAUGAUGGACUUAAUGUUCGCGCAAAAAAGGAGAAAAAUUUGACAAACGUGAAAGUCAUUAUGGAAACAUCGGACGACGAUUCUUAUGAUUUUUGGAAGAACUGGGAUUUGAAGAAUUUAACGGAAACCGAAUAUUUGGCUAAAGUACUUGGGCCUAAAUAUUUAUCUAUGAGGAUGGUGAUACCGCUCACGAUAAUAUAUAUGAUAAUUUUUGUAACUGGUAUUUUCGGGAACAUCGCCACAUGUACCGUAAUCAUAAAAAAUCCUGCGAUGCAAACGGCCACCAAUUACUACUUAUUCAGUCUGGCCAUAUCUGACCUUAUUCUACUUGUAUUGGGAUUGCCUAAUGAGCUAAGCCUGUUUUGGCAACAAUAUCCAUGGGUUCUAGGAGUUAGUCUUUGCAAAAUCAGAGCAUACGUAUCGGAAAUGUCUUCUUAUGUAUCAGUCCUUACGAUAGUAGCUUUCUCUAUGGAAAGAUAUUUGGCUAUUUGUCAUCCGCUUCGUGUUUAUACGAUAAGCGGCCUCAAAAGACCGAUACGUUUCAUUUUAGCUGCUUGGUCGAUUGCACUGAUUUCUGCCAUACCAUUUGCAAUUUAUACGAAAGUCAACUUGGUCGAAUAUCCACCAGAGUCAGGGAAUUAUUCGGCCGAUUCUGCGAUUUGCGCUAUGCUUUUACCAUACAUGCCUGAUUUUCCUUUGUACGAGUUGAGUACUAUUAUAUUCUUCUUGAUACCAAUGCUAAUUAUCUUGGUGGUGUAUACUAGAAUGGGUUUGAGAAUCAGAAAUAGUACGAAAGAUACUUUGAACUCUGUGAUAGAAGGAGCUAUUCACGGAGAUUCGAGACAAAUUCAAUCUCGAAGAUCUGUGAUUAAAAUGUUAAGUGCUGUGGUUAUUUUAUUUUUUAUUUGUUGGGCUCCUUUUCACACUCAGCGAUUACUCUACGUUUAUGCGCAAGAAUCUGAUUAUUAUCCAGACUUGAACGAAUGGCUGUAUAUUUUAAGCGGAUGUCUCUAUUAUUUCAGUACAACUAUAAAUCCCAUUUUAUAUAAUUUGAUGAGCAUAAAAUACAGAAAUGCGUUCAAACAAACAAUUUGUUGUAAAACGAGGAUAAGAAGUUGGGUUACGAGAGAAUCUCAAAUGUGUAAUAACAGUUUGAGCGAUAAAGCACGAAAUUCAAGCUUCAAAUGUUCUAUGAGAUAUACUAUUAAUCAAGCGAAAGAAAUGUUUCGAUUUACUCCAAGUCAAGAAAAUGGUGGCAGAGAUAAAAAUAUGAACGAUAAUAUUCCUCGUAAAUCAUACAUGCUGAAAAAAGAGGAUUCCACAUCGAGACCUCUUCUCAAUCGAAUGCAUUCCGCACAAGAAAAAUGGGAGAACAAAAAUUUAGAAUGUAAAAUGAAAGAUGAAAAAUCCACGUCUACAUCCAGCAGCAUUUUGUAACUUAAAUUGUACAUUUUUAGAUAUUAAAUUAUUGUAUAUAAAAUAAUGUUAAAUUAAAUUAAUUUUAAGUUAA